GCCAUCUUGGUUACAGCCAGCUGUUUGUUCAUACCUUCCUUACUCUUCUUAAGCAGAGAUACGCGACAUGCCGGCGUCUCGCUCUCGAUCGAGAUCGCCGAGGAGGAUUUCGACUUCAUCAAAACCGAAUUCUCGUGAGCUUAUCACGAUUAAAACCGAAAAAGACUCCGAAAAUAGCACAAAUAAGAACACUGACUCUUCAGCUUCCCAGAGCACCAAACCAAGUGAGAAGCCUUUCCGAAAGCCAUUAGAAUCGUCAGCCUCCAAAAGUAGCGGCGCGAGCAAUUGGAGUUCAUCACACAAAACUAAGGAGAGAAAGUUUUCCGGACGAUGUAGGCUUUUCGUGGGGAACCUGACCAACUGCGACGAGAAGGAGCUUAGGGAUAUGUUUGAAAAGUAUGGAGAGGUGGCAGAGGUCUUUGUAAACAAGGAUAAAGGAUUUGGUUUCGUGAGACUGGAUACACGUCUGAAUGCAGAAGCUGCUAAACAAGCUGUUGAUAACCAGUAUAGAAAUGGAAGAACUUUGCGUGUGCGAUUUGCCCAACAUGCAGCUGCUCUGAAAGUACUAAAUCUUGGUCCAACAGUCACAAAUGAGCUGUUACAUCAGGCUUUUUCACAGUUUGGUGAUGUGGAGCGAGCCAUUGUUGUCUGUGAUGACAGAGGAAAAUCCAAAGGACAUGGUAUUAUUGAGUUUUCAAGAAAGAACUCUGCUCAAACUGCUUUGCAGCAAGUUAAUGAUGGCUUAUUCCUCCUUGGAAGAACCCCAUGUCCUGUAUCUGUCAAACAGUUAGAGCAUAUAGAAGAUGAAGAUGGUAUUUUAGAUGAACAUAUGAAGAGAAAUCCUGCAUUUCAAAAAGAGAGAGAAGCCCAACCACACUUUGUGUCACCCAACACAUUUGAGUCAGAAUGGGCCCAGAGAUGGCGAGCAUUGGAAGAAAUGGAAGGAUCCCAGAGAGAAGCUCUAGACAAACAGUUUAAAGAAGCUCGUGAUAAAUUGCAAGGGGAAAUGGAUCAGGCUAUCCAGGAACAUGAAGCUGUACUAAUGAGACAAGAAAUUCAACGUCGUCAAGAUGAGCUUCGUCGAUUUGAAGAGAUGCGUCAGAAAGAAGAGAUGAUGAGGCAAGCAGAAUUAAGGAGACAAGAAGAAAUGCGUCUUCAGGAAGAAUUGCAGCGGAGGGAAGAAGAGCUGCGACAUAAGGAGGAGCUCUUCAGGCAGCAACAGCGAGAACUUCAGAGGCAUCGACAAGAGGACAUGUACCUACAGGAUUCUAUGCGGCAUAUGGAUACUAACAUCCCACCAGGAAUGCCUCCCAUGGGACCUCCUGGUGGAGACUGGGGAAGAGGGCGUGGUGGACCACCCCCACGAGGACCACCAGGAAGAGGUGGACCACUAGGCCGUGGAGGGCCAGGCUUUGGUCCUCGUCCACCAGGUCCAGGGAUGGGGAACCCUCCAAGGAUGGGCCCAGGAAUGAUGCCACCAAGAGGACCACCUAUGGGAGGUCCACCUCCAGGCCCUCGUGGACCCAUGGGACCAGGGAUGAGACCUAAUGGGCCGAGGCCAAGAUUUGAAAAUGAAAGGGAACGUGAUCGUGAAAUGGUCGAUCGUGAUCGGCUUGCUGCACGCUCACGAGAGCCACCUUCAAGAGACCGUGGAGAUUUCAAGAGACCUCGUUACUAGGCAGGCACACACCAUAAUGACUCUGUCAUAUUGCUGUUCUAUUCAAUACAUGAGUGAAAAUAACUAAAAUGGCUGUUUUGAAGUGUGCAAAGUGACUUCCUUAGAUGACAUCAAGAGAGAAGGAGAUGUUUUGAACUAGUAUUUGUAUGUGCAUCAUAGUUUUGUAGUGGAGUUUGGAACCAUUUGAAUUUAGUUUGCAGUAGAUUUGGCUUCCCAUAAAAAUUUGUGGAUAAUUGUUGUGGCUGAGCAAAUAAUCUUGGGGGAAUUAGUUCUCAAAACUUUUUUAGCUGUAAGGGUAACUUCAAGCGACAUCUUAACAAAGGCAGAGGACAAGUCUAAAAUUCUUUUUUUUUUAAUUCCAUUUAUUAGCUAUACCAGUUUUCACAAGGGAAUUAUUCUGUUCUUGUUUUUCAUGUAUUUAAAGUUGGAAUCAAUACCACUAAAAUGUGGAAAGGCAUUGAAUGCUAGGUUUAUUGUGUUUAUAUUCAUAUAUAUCAACUGCUAGAUACCCAUAUAUAAUACAUGUAGCAUUUCUAGAGAGGUUUAAGUAGAAAUUAUAGUCAUUUUUAAACUGCUGUUGUCAAGCUUUUAUUUCUGUUUUGAAUGAUUCUGCGACUCUGUGUACCAAUAUUAUCAUGAUCUUUUCUCUAGCUCGAUUGGGACAACUGGCAGUUGUGGUUUUCAGCAAAAAGAUGUCUUUUUCUCCACAAAAUAUAUUUUCCCUAUUAUUUUUCGUUUUAAGUUCAUCUACUUUAAUCAUGCAGAAAAAAGUGCUUGAACACUUGAGGCUACAAAGAAGUUAACAUUUUUAUGUCCUUAUGGCAUGCAAACACAGAAAGUUCAAAUUUUUUUGCAGUUGAUAUUAGCAGAUGAACAGCAAUGUUUUGUACAUUGAAUCCUGGGUAUCUGAGAGAUAUAAAUUGAAGCUGUCUGUAACCUUCAGUUGUGAACACAUUCUUUAGUUCAGACUGUCAUCUUCUUCUAUUACAAAAAUGAUCUCUUAACCAUUUUUAUGGUGGGAUAACUGCAAGGAAUACCCAUUCCAAUGCUUAGGCAAUUACCUUGAAUUAGUAAUACUCAUACUUGAACAAUCAUUUGAUCAUAAUUGCGACUGAUCUGAUUGUACCAUUAUAUAGAAUUGGCAACUGGUUUCAAGUGAUGGGUUCAAUUUUUUCAUAUGUAUAUUCAAAUCACCUAAGGGUUGGGUAAAUUUACCCAUUUAUUAAUUAUGCAGCUAGCAGUUAUGUUACUUCACACAUAACAUUGAUUAUUGUCCCCUCAUUGAACUCCAAAUUCCCUUCCAGAAGUGUUUGAAAAGAUGUUUUCUUUGAAGAUAUUCUUUUCCCUGAUUUGAAGACCAAUUUCCUUUGUGUUCUCCUUGGCUUAGGGCUAGAUUUGUCUGCAAACAGAUACUUUUGUGCUGUAGUAACAGAGAUUUAACAGAUAUUUCUCUUUUGAACAUCGGCUAUAAGGGUUACACUGUACUUACUUUUCAGAUGUAAUUUCCUGAAAGGUUUUUACAAAAACUACACUCGUGGAACCAACUUGCCUUCUCUUUGGUUGUCAAACUUGCGUCAUGUGAGUCUACUGAAGGCAUUUUUUUGGUCUGUAGUGAAACAAAGAGUACAGAGUGUAUGUAUUCUUUACCUUUCAAACCCUUGUUUAUUUGUCCAAACCAACUGCUUUACCUUGAAUCAUAUGUUCUUGUAAAGUACUGAAUAUUUCAUCUGAGAAUUAUGAUUGACUGGGAAUCAGGGUUGGCGCAGGGCUGAUGUUAUCUGUUGGUUGUAUCACUUGCUGAUGAUAUUUGCUUCCUCAUCAAAGGUCACAAUUACUUGAGGCUUUAGUGACAUAUUCAAUAAACUUUGUAACUUACAUUGAAAAGUGUGACUUGGGUCGUAGCAAAAGGUUAAACUGGACUCAAGUUGGAUCUGCAAAGGGAUGUCUCAUACAAUCAUAUGGUUUGUUGCAAUGUGUGAAUUGCAACCAUUUUGUGAAAUGAGUUUCAAGGGUUUAUUUAUGCACCAGUAUUUCCAGCAAAGCUGUUAGUAGUCAUAAUAUAUAAGCAACAAAGCAAGCUGAUCUGCAAUCAACAACUGUUUGAGAGGCACAAAGUAAAAUAUUUUCAGUUCUUAGGUUAGUAAUUGUUGUCAGAUGCCUCUGCAUUGUUCUUUGUUAAAUUGCAGUGGAAGCAAACAAAAAAAAAUUGCUCAUGUUUUGAAGAAAAUUAUUUGUACAAUCUGAUAUUUGGUAAAAAGAUGCAGUUGUCAAAGAAAAAAAUAUAUACCAUAUUUAAAUUGUAUUGACCCAUUUAAUUGUUAGAGACCAAGUUCCCAAAGCUGGCAUCAGAGUUUAUGACAGCAUUAAGUGCAUCGGUUGUUAGCAUUCAGGGCCAGGUUGUUUGAAAAGUGGUUUGUGAUAAUCUGGGAUUAAAGUUCAACUUGUCCUUGAUUUCUCUUGUGAUAUAGUGCAUAUUAGUACUUACAUUUUGAGGAGUUUUACCCAUGUGAGACAACACUGGAGGAAAUUUAUUAACAAUUAAGACUGUUUGCAAAGCUUCAAAACUAAAUAAAAAAUUGUUGGCUAACCUUUAGUUAGCUUAACAAUGCAGCCCAGAUGAUUAAAACAGCUUAACAAGAUAAGGACUUUCAUUUUUAGACAUCUUUCAAGAUAUACUUCAAUCAAGGGGUUGUUCUGGUGAUGAAUGGAUGGCAUUUUGCUGUAUUAAGCAUUCAAAAUCAAAGUUCAUGCAAAUUUAUUGCAAACAACUUGGGCACAUAAAAUGCAUAUCAAUUUUUUUUUGGACAUCUAAUUUUGAUUUGGUGUGGGAUCAGUCAAAAGAUCAGUUUAAAAACAAUUUGGGCAAGUUAUAUUGAAAAUCCAUUUCACUGAGUUUUAAAUUUUGUUUGGUAUUGGACUAGUAAAAUGAUCUUUUAACAACAUUUCAAAAUCUUUUAAUUUCAUGUGGAAGAGGAGUACAAAAAAUUUAAUUGAACAAUUUAAACAGAGGCUUUCAGGCCUGUGCCUUAUGUUUAAAAAAAAACAUCCAAAUUCCAAUCCAACAAAGAAAGCAGCAGAUUUCCUAGGUGUGUUUCACCAAAGUGAAACGGUGUACCAUUGGAUGUUACAGCCUGGAAAGAGCAAGGUAUGUGAGUGACUUGAGUAAAGUACUGGUAAAGAUCAGCAGUUUAUAAUUUUAAGACGGUAUGUUACGAAAGCAAGUACAGUGUACACUUUAGAAGCAAAGUAAGCAGUGGUCAGCUUAUUUGCUGAUCCUUAAGCCAUGGAUACAGUUAGGUAAACUUAAAUUUUUACAUCUUUUAGUACUUCUUGAGAUAUUAAUAAAAAUUUAUUAACAGAAGUAUGCAAAAGCAGCUGCACCAAGUUGAAUUAAUCAUUGUACUACCUAAGUGGCAUUAGUUUGGGUAAGACAUUUUCUGCUCACAGUGUUUUUGUUUUUACCAAUUCCCUUAUUUUCAUGGAUUCUAAAGAUGGUGUAACCAGAAGUUAGAGAACACUUUUUUGAUUUAACUUGAGGAAGAGUUGUUGGAUGAAUCUGUUGUUCCAUGUAACUAAGUUUUUUUAGAAUGUUUAGUGGGUAUGCAUCUCCUAUAUCACAACCAACCAUAGUUGAUGGCAAUUGUUUCUGAGUUGUGUUUAAGUGUAAAAUGAACUUGCUGAAUUUGGUCACCUUUUAUUUUAUCGAUUGAACAUUUUCAAUUGUUAUUCUUAUGUUUAGUUUUGAUAAUUCCUGAAAACUUACUCGGCAAAUCUUAUGCUCUGUGUAUGAAGUUCAAGCAUUGUUGUUAGCUACCACUAGUAGUCAUCGGCAUUAUCUUAUAUGCGGUAAGCAGCGUAAUUCAAUUAUUGCCCCUCGCUGGGGAAAGAAUUUGAAAAAAGUUGCAGAUAUUCAAGUGAACCUUCGUUGACUGGUGUUGAAUGGCAUAUCUGCCGAUGUGAUGCACAUAACAGCUGAAGGUAAUGUACUAUAAGUUCUUAACUCUCAUUACUGAAACUUAGCUUGUUUCAAAAGAUCUAUUAAUCCUGUGCUAAAGUCAAAUCGUUGACUUAUUGCAAUACUUCAUCUUGCUGCACUCCUGUACCAAACAAUCAUGAUGGUGUAAGCUACAUUGAUCCAGAGUUAUCAAAAUCAGGGUCUAGAAGGUUUCCAAAAUUGAUUAAAUUGUAGCUUUCCUUCCAAGCUUUCUGCAACAUUGCAUUAUUUCAAGGAACAGAGAAUGAAUAAGCAUUUAAAAAUCUUAAACUUUUGGUAAGCUUGCAAUUUCUUGAAAGCUGCCAACCCCAUUAUUAUAAUGUUAUGCAUAUCAUGACCUCAGUUAUUGGCAGUGAAGUUUUAUAAACUUUUGUCUACUUUUUGAAGCAUACUUUUUUACAAUUUGCCAGCUAAGGCAAGGUGACCUUAUUUGUUGCCUGUGCAUUAUUUGUAGUUGAGUUUCUGUCACUACUUUGAAAUAUGUAUCACGAAAAUUUGAAUUUCAAAAGGUGAAACAAAAAUACUUUUUAGUUUUCAAUCAGUGAAUCAUCAUCAGGGUACGCAUUUUUGUAGUUGGAAAUGAUGAUGAUGAUAAUGAAAUGAUUGAAGACAUUCAUUGUUUUAGAUCGCAGUUAUAAAGUUUUUCUCGAGUUGGUUUAUUGGUGAAAACAAUUUGAAGAGAGCAGAAACUACUUUGUAUUAGUACCGUAUUAUUUAGAACUGUUAAUGGGAUUUAAGAGAAGGUUCUAUAAUCUGACUAGAAAUUGUUUAAAUGAUGAAUCAUAUGCUGUGUGACCUUACUGUGUGAAAAAAAUGUUAGUAAAUACUAAAUUGUUACCGUUUGUUUCACAAUGUGGUCAUUUCAAACAUGGAUUACAAUGUUUAGACUGAAUUCUGUGCAUUGUUUGUCCAGCAUGCGAGCAGUGAAUUGUGGUAGUACACACUACAUUGUGAGACAAACAAUAUCUCUUCAUUAUAACUGUGUUGUGUUAUGAUGAAAAACCACAAACAUUUUUAAGACAUUUAAAAUUUUGUUCUCUAUUUAAGUGAUUCCUUGUUUGUCAGAUGUACUGUUACAUGGAAUAUUAUAUCUCAAAAUAUAAGGAAAACUUCAAUGGAAUAAAAUUUCAAUUGUGAAGCUUUUCAAGCAUCGUCAAUGAGUUAUUUGAUGCUAAUAUUACAGAGAAGGGAAAGUUUUUAUUAUUGUAAAGUGCUUUUUGUGUCUGAAGUUGAUUCCUUGUUCACGUUUGUUUUGCAGGAGUACUUAAUUCUGUUAACUUUUCUUAUUCUAAAGAUUUGUUUUGCUGUUUUUGUUUCUUUGUGUUAAGCUUAUUGGUGUCAUUUGAAGAGUGCAGUAACUUCAAACAGAGAUUGAAAUUGUAACUUACCCAGCUAUGGGGGGAUUUCCUGUCAUAAUUGUGUGUGGUUACAAAGUUGAAGGUUUACUGCCCCACAUGGCAGAGCAAGGAAUACCGAGUUGAGAUUUGAUUCACCAUCAAUUUGUAAGCCCAAUUUUUGGAAGAGUUACAGAUGAAAGCUGGGGAACCAAGGGGAACAAAAGUCACCAAAGUUUUGACAGCACAGAGAACAAAUUAUGUGCGUUCAAACAGAUAUUUCGACAGCACAAGGAGUAAAUGAGGAAUGGCUUCAUUUGUUUUUACAUUUGGUCGUUGUAAAUUUAGCAGCUAGAUUCCAUCUUGCCAUGCAUUUGUUCGGUAAUAGAUGACGUUAAAAUGUUGUAAGAAUGUAAGUGUCUCGCUUGGAGCAGCCAAGUGUCUUACUGAUGUUCUUAACUUAUUUUGACGCCGUCUGUGAACCAUCAGUGAACAGACGCUUAGCAACAUGUUGUCUGUCUGUGUUUUUUAAUUAAAAAAAAAAGCUAUAUCUUAGCGUCUGUUCUUGUAAGAACCAUUAAGAAUACGGGUUGAAUGCAGCUUAUAUAUAUAACAUCGUAGUUGUUUUUGGUUUUGAAGCCCUGUUGCAAACCUUUUCAGUAUUCUCAAGUUGUUGAGGUGGUUUUUGGAGGGUGUGUCAUGUUCUUCUGGGAUGAUUUGCGACGGAUUUUUUUGUUUGGAUGUUACAAGGCUCCUUUCCCUAUUUGAUGUAAGCAAUUCUCUAGUGCCUGGUUGCGGUUUAGUGAGUUAAGUUAGAGGUAAAACUGGUGUUCCUCCCCAUCUCCUCCCCUCCCCCCUCUACUCCGAAGGGGCAGACGGGCCUGCGAUAGUUUCGGUCAUCUGAUUGGCCUUUGUUAUUGCUAAGGUUUUUUUUUUGUUCUACAACACUCUUUACAGAUUGAAUAAGAGACCUUGUUUCGUCUGAAGAACACACACCCUCGCUAGUAUGUUCCAAGGAUUCAGUUGGCAAAACGGAUCGAAGUAUAGGAAUAGGCGCUCCUCUCCAGCACCAUCUCGUCUUCGUUUUACAAACUGAAUUCAUGGAGCAGGCUUGCUCGAGCUUAUGAAUUUGUCUAUUCUUGUCUUGCUAGGAGAAUUAAUACGUUAAACACUUAUAUCAUACAAACUACGGUGUUAUACGAAGAUUUCCGGCUCUGAGAAAAGCCGUAACAACAAACGUGAAGAAAUACGAUAUUUUUUCACGUGUUUGAUAUAACUAGUCGGCUGCUGACACGUCACUCGUCUUUGGCGCCACUUGCUUAAAGCCUUCACCAUUCUCAAUCCAAGGUAGUUUGUCAGAAUUUUCUCGGAUUAUGGCUGCUAAAACACUGAAAAAAUCUUUAUCACUGAAGGACAGUGACGCACAAACUUUCCUAGAGGAGGAAGAAAACCAAUAUACCAGAAGAAAGCCGAAAGUUGCGUAUUCAGUAGCUUUGGUAAUGGCUUUUGUCGCGGCUGUGAACGAAAAUCGACAAUUGGAAGAUUUUCCACAGACCGAUUUUGGCCGUUACCUAAAAUAUUUUUUCUUUCGGUAAAGACAAAGUCAAUAAAUGAGAAUUUUACAACUUAAUAA
Molecule: messenger RNA, 8639 nt
Organism: Pocillopora verrucosa
Lineage: Eukaryota; Metazoa; Cnidaria; Anthozoa; Scleractinia; Pocilloporidae
Product: non-POU domain-containing octamer-binding protein
Cellular component (GO): nucleus
Molecular function (GO): RNA binding
Source: RefSeq, a predicted model, not a curated record